Molecule: messenger RNA, 642 nt
Organism: Microsporum canis CBS 113480
Lineage: Eukaryota; Fungi; Ascomycota; Eurotiomycetes; Onygenales; Arthrodermataceae
Exons: 5
Coding region: 1-642 (213 amino acids)
Source: RefSeq, a predicted model, not a curated record
AUGCCUGUCGAAUACGGCCUUUACAAUAACCCUGACUGGGACCCUGAAGAGGGCUCCCGCCAGGAAGCUGGAGCACAGCACCCUCCGGCUAGUCAGCUUGCUCUAGAAGACCUAGAUGAAAAGUCGGAGGGUGGUGCCCCAGAGCCAGCCUCGAUGGUGGCAUGGGAAGGGGAAUCCCAACGUCCGAUGUCUGAGGCGUUGGUAGAGAGUAGCCGCCAGGAAGCAGAGCUUAGCGAGCUCUCUGAACGAUUACAUAGUGUCGACAUAUUCGUGAGACUUACGGUCACGGACCUUGGCACCCUCUACAUAAGGAACAUGCUACUAGAAAUUAUCAAGAAGCUAUUUCUUGUAGAGGGCGAUAUGUCGAUAUAUCGCCUACAAGACCUCGCGGAGACUGUCACAUACGAGGAAUUUGACAACUUCCCCGUACCGGCAGAAUAUUGGUAUCCCAUCCGACACGUCGCAAUCUAUAUCGCGGAAGAUGAAUCACCCUUGUACGAUACAUCUUUGUAUUUCGCGGUUCUGCUUACCCAGCCAGAGAACAGGUGGCUUCGCGCUAGAUGGAGUACAGCUUUCGUGCUUGCAUACGGAAGAACCAUCUACGACGUCACUGGUGCUCGGCCGGAGGACAUGUUGGUGUGA